AUUUGCUCAUACCGCGCGUCAGUUCGAUGGUGGUGGAUUGUGAUGUCGUGUUAGCGCUGUUUACUACUUACCAGUACCUUGUCCCAAGUACAGUCAGCUAAAAACUUGCCCGUGUAGGACUGGAAGCACCGCCGAUAGUUGUUUGGUUUCGCAGCAAAGUUACCUAGUUGGAUGACAAUAACGUCGCGUCUGCAAGUUCAAGUUAAUAUAACGCUAGCUGUUAGCUUGUGCGUUUUUUUGUUUUUUGUUUUACCUGCUCAACUUGCGUGUUAAGUUUUAAUUUUGUAAAGGCACGCUAGAAUUGUCGGCCAAGAUGUUAAAGAGAAAGGGCACUCGUAGUAGUGACGACAAUCACGCACACAAACGAGUCAGAAAUGGUGUGGCGAGUGAAGGGGAGGAAGGUGAAAUCGUCCCGAGCCUACGGAGCGCUGUGGUGUCCAAGCAGCAGGUCGUGGAUGAGGUGGGCAUCGUGGAGUCUAUCACCUUGAAGAAUUUCAUGUGCCACUCUCUCCUAGGCCCUUUUACUUUUUGUUCUAAUGUCAACUUUAUAGUCGGCAACAACGGAAGUGGAAAAAGUGCAGUUCUCACAGCUCUCAUCGUUGCACUAGGGGGAACUGCCCAGGCUACAAAUAGAGGAUUAUCCCUCAAAGGUUUUGUAAAAGAAGGAGCGAGUUCAGCUGAUGUUUCCAUCACUCUGCGUAACAGAGGGAGGAAUGCUCACAAACCUGAGGUCUAUGGUCCUACAAUCAUCAUCGAUCAGAGAAUAACACGUGAGGGACUACGAAGCUACAAAUUGAGGAGCCAAUCUGGACAAGUCAUCUCAACCAAAAGGGAUGAGCUUGGAUCCAUUCUGGACAGUUUUAAUAUUCAGGUGAACAACCCUGUAUCAAUUCUCACUCAAGAAAUGAGCAAGCACUUCCUACACUCUAAAGGAAUGGGGGACAAGUACAAGUUUUUUAUGAAAGCCACCCAGCUAGAGCAGAUGAAAGAUGACUUUGUCUACAUCAAAUCCACCAAGCAUGUCACCGAGAACAAAUUGGAGCAACACGCAGAGUCCUUGAAGGAAUGUAAGCGGAAAUUCCGGGAGAAGGAAGACCGAUACAAGAGCUUAGCUUCACUGGACAACCUGCAAGCUAAACUGAAGGAAUUGCAGCAGCAGAUGGCCUGGGCUCUGGUGGCUGAGAUGGAACAGGAGCUGCUGCCAUUGCAAGAAAAAUUGCAGUUAGAUCAAAGGUCUACAAAAAAAUAUGACGAGAAGGUGGAAGAAUGGAAGAAUAAAGUGGUGGAGGCCGAGGCAAAAUACAAGCAGAACUACGACCAAUUGGAGGGCAUCACUGUACGCCUCCAGGAGCUGCAGCCCCAGUGUGCCCAGCUGAAGACCGAGGCUCAGAGACGAAAUAAGCUUCUCAAAGCUGGCGAGGUCAGUGUCUACAGAUGUAAGACCAACCUGAAAAACUUGGCGAAGGAUAAGGCCCAGCUGUCUUCAAGGAUUGAUGAACUUAGUUUGAGUAUCAGUCAAACUACUGGAGCAGAGAGCCAGUUGAGGGCAGAGCAUAUAGCGAGGAUUCAGGCUGAACUGGAAAACCUGAGACACCAGGACUCUACCCUGGACCAUCAGAUUGACCAGUACCUGCAGGCGUCAAACCGUGCCAAAGACGAGCUUUGCAAGAUGAGGCAAGAGCAGGAUGGGCUCCAGAGGUCCAUAGAUGCCAAUAAGAGAAAUCUGCAUACCAUGGAGGCGAGCCGCUCCAAUCGCCUGCGACGCUUUGGAGAACACAUGCCUGCGUUCCUCAAUGCUAUCGAGGAAAUGCACAGAAGAGGCCAGUUCAGAAAGAAGCCCAGAGGACCGCUGGGAUACCUUUUUAGCCUGAAAGAUCCGGAGUUGGCCCUAGCUGUAGAGGUGUGUCUGAAGAACCAGCUUCAGGCCUUUACCUGUGACAACUAUGAUGAUGAGAGGGUUCUGCAAGGCAUCAUGGCUCAAGUGUUUCCAACCGGUCGCAGACCCAGCAUAAUCACCAGCAACUUUAUCUCACAUAUUCAUGACACCAGAAGUAGGGCUGUGAAUCACCCUGAUUACCCCUCAGUGCUGCAAGCGUUGCAUAUUGAGGACCCUGUUGUGGCAAACUGCUUGAUUGACCAGAGGGGAGUAGAGAGCAUUCUGCUCAUUAAGAAUCGUAAAGAAGCUCGUCAAGUGAUGGAGAGCAGAAACCCACCCAAGAACUGUACCCAGGCUUUCUCUCAGGAUGGAGACCAGAUCUUUUCUAACCGCAGCUAUACCGCUGAGCAGUCCAGAGCUAACUUCCUUUCUGGAGAUGUUGAGGAGGAGAUCAGACACUUGAAGAGAGAGGUGGAGAACCAGAUGGCCUAUGCCACUCGCUUUGAGCAGCAAAUGAGGAAAGUAGAGGAGGACAUCAACCGGAAUGAGGGGCUGCUAAGGAGAGCCCACAUGGAGCAGAAGAAAACCAAAGAUAAGGCCAGGAUGCUAGAGCUUGAGUUGACAGACCUACAAAAUGUGGAAGAGCCGCAGUCGGAGGACCUCAUGCCUUUGGAGGAAGAACUCCAGGAGAUUAUCAGUAAGAUCUCUACUAAGCAUGCAGAGUGCGAGGAGGUGACGGCUGAGAUGGCAAAGCUCAAGGUCUCCUAUGAGGAGGCAGAGCAGGAGUAUAAGCAACACAAAGACCAGAUCAGUGCAGUGGCUGAGGAGGCAGAUGCCAUCAAGGAGGAGCUUAGUAAGAAUGAUCAGGAAGUGUCGAAGUGCAAGCACCACAGUAAGCACUAUGAGGACAAGAGGAAGGCCCAUAUCAACAACAUAGAGACCCUCCGUGCCGACCUGGCCAGCAAGGAGCAGAAGCUCGAGGCAUCUGUGGCUAAGGCCAUGGAAAUCUGUCCACAGCGCAUACAGAAGUGUCGAACAGCCAGGAGUCUGGACAAUGAGAUCAACAGUGUCAAGUUUAACAUUACCACCCAGCAAGACCAGCAAGGUGACCGCGAGGAGAUCAUUAGGCAGUACCAUGAGGCACUGGAGAACUAUAAGAACAUGGCACAGCAGGUAAAGAGCCUCAACUCCUUCAUGAAGACUCUGAACGGAAUUUUAAACGAGAGGCUCGAUGCUUAUGCCAAGUUGAGGAGGCUUCUGUCUGCGCGCUGUAAAUACUACUUUGAUAGCAUGCUGGCCCAGAGAGGUUACACAGGGAGCAUGACCUUUGACCACAAGAAUGAAACCCUCUCCAUCUCGGUGCAGCCAGGUGAAGGGGACAAAGCUGAUUUGAGUGACAUGCGCUCCCUGUCAGGUGGCGAGCGCUCCUUCUCCACUGUUUGUUUUGUCCUCUCUCUUUGGGCCAUCACAGAGGCGCCAUUCCGCUGCCUCGAUGAGUUCGACGUCUACAUGGACAUGGUGAACAGGAGAAUAUCCAUGGACAUGAUGCUGAAGAUUGCGGAUAGCCAGCGCUACAGACAGUUCAUCUUCCUCACCCCGCAGAACAUGAGCUCCCUCCCCACCUCUAAACUCAUCCGAAUCCUGCGUCUCAAAGAUCCAGUCCGUGGAUUGCCGAGUAAUCCAGAGGGUGAAGAGAAGCAGUAGGGUAGUCUCCCAGUCCACUUGUAAUAACAAUCUUGUAUCAUUAUCAGUGCCCCUACUCUGUGGAGUCCCUCAGGGGUCUGUCCUUGGGCCAGACCUCCUCUUUAUACAUAUUUCCUCUUGGUCAUUUGUUUAGUCACUUUCAAGACAUGUCAUACCACUGUUAUGCCAAUGAUACUCAGAUCCAUUUCUCUGCCAAACCCAAUAACCUUAACUGUCCUCCCUCCAUGAUUGCUUAGCUGUCACCAAAGACUAGAUGUCCCUUAAUUUCCUCCAUCUAAACCAAGCCUCUGGAGUCAGCUUCCCCAAUCCAUUAGAUUUUCUUAAUCUUGGGACUUCAUCCCCCCCCCCCGAAUAUUUUUUCCUAGGAUGAAUCCAGAUGAAUCUUGAAAGUUCCCGCCCUCAGGCGCUAGGAUUGGCCAGAUCUGCCUGUCAGUUAACGCCGAUGCGGCUGUUCUGGAACGUGACGUUGUUACCGUACACACCCAGUAGAGUUGGCACAGUUGGCUUGGGUAGGGUUAGGGUUGUUGCACGUUCGCAUCAGCCUUAACUGACAGGAAGCUCUGGCCAAUCCUAGCGCCUUAGGGCGGGAACUUUCCGGAUUCACCCUAAGAAAAGAAAAAAAAAAAUAUCCCCCCCCCCCAAUUGUAUCUGGCCAAUUACCCUACUCUUCUGGUCACUGCUGCUCCCCCUUUGCCGAUCCGGGGAGGGCUGCAGACAUGUUGCCAAGCAGAUUCUUUUCACCUGACAGUGAAGAGUUUCGCCAGGAGGAUCAUGCCAUUCCCCCCUGAACAGGUGCCCGACUGACCAGAGGAGGCGCUAGUGCACCAGGACACAUCCACAUUCAGCUUCCCACCUGCAGACACAGCCAAUUGUAUCUGUAGGGACGCCCGACCAAGCAAUCUUUGGACCAUUUUAAGUGACUUCUAAAAACCCCAUCUUUUCAGGCAAGCCUUUUUAUAGAUCCCCACUCCUCCCUUGUGUUUUAUUUCGUUUUUAGCUUGGUCUGUUUCUCCUUAUGCCAUGUCUUGUAUUCAUUCAAUGUAUUUUCUGUAUUGAGUGUCAAGUCAGGUUUAUUUGUAUAUCACAAAUUUGCCUGAAGGAGCUCGACAGCAACAACAUCCAUCCGAUAAGGAAGAACUCCCUUAAAAAAAAAAAAAAAACUUUAGCAAGGGGGAAAAAAUGGUUAGAAACCUCAGAGAGGAGGGAUCUCUCCCAAGACAGACUAUGGAUGUUGUGUUUACACAAUUUACAGAACAUUGAAAGAGGAUAGCAGAAUUAUAAUUCUCUUAAAAAUUAUAAAGCACUUUAACAGUUACAAAGUGCUAUAUAAAUAUUUUACUUGCUUAGCCCAGGAUGUCUACCCUUGCUACUGUAUUUGUGUUCUGAUUUUUUUUUUUUUUAAUUUAGAUUGUAAUCACAGGAGCAAGUGAAAAUAUUUGUUCUUAGGUUCCUGCCAUAUAAUGUAAGUUUUAAAACAUUGUUAUUAAAAAAAUAAUUAUGUUCAUAUGUUUCCGGACAAAGUUGCUGCUGUGAUGUGUUUCAGUUCUCCAGUCAUGCUCUGUAGUCUUGAGCACCCACUGCCAAAACGACAUGCAUUAUGCACUUUUAAUUGGACUAAUGGGCUGUCAAAGUUAUUUGCCUCAGCCUUGCCUUUUGAUCUUUAUAGACAAGACUUUGCGGUAUUGUAAGAUUGAUUUAUGCAUUCUGUGAUAAAGUGGGUGGAGAACACACUAUUUGUCCUGUCAUCAAUCCUAAUAAUUUCCAGGUGUUGGUUUUCCCUGCUACAGUGGUGCAGCCUAAACUCAGGUGCUGCUGAUCACCUUGAAAGGAGUAUUUAAGCAGCAGCUUUGGAGUUGUCAGGGUGUAGAUGUGUGCACGAGAUGUUCAUUUAUUUGUUGUUAAAGCUCAAUUAUUGGGAGUUGAGUUUGUUCAGUUAAGAUGAGUUAACUGUUAAUUUGUUAAUUUACUUUUUUUCCAUAUUUUGUUUAUGUAGCAACACCCUGUAAA
Molecule: messenger RNA, 5587 nt
Organism: Lampris incognitus (smalleye Pacific opah)
Lineage: Eukaryota; Metazoa; Chordata; Actinopteri; Lampriformes; Lampridae
Gene: smc6
Product: Structural maintenance of chromosomes protein 6-like
Exons: 26
Coding region: 314-3580 (1088 amino acids)
Biological process (GO): chromosome organization; double-strand break repair via homologous recombination
Cellular component (GO): nucleus; site of double-strand break; chromosome
Molecular function (GO): ATP binding; damaged DNA binding; single-stranded DNA binding
Source: RefSeq, a predicted model, not a curated record